This is a messenger RNA of Rotaria sp. Silwood1, 459 nucleotides long. Lineage: Eukaryota; Metazoa; Rotifera; Eurotatoria; Philodinida; Philodinidae. The record is from the annotation of a GenBank genome assembly.
AUGUUAUCACAUGAUACACUUCAUUCAAAACGAGUUAUUAAAAUACAAGAUUUAAUAAAACAUUAUGAUUCAUUAUUAGCAAGUGGACAUGAAUCUGAAACACAUGUUAUUGUUAAUAGUGUUCAAAUUGAAGAUGAUAAAUGGAAACGUCUUUCACGACAAAUUGUCGAUUUACUUCUUGCUCAUUUACAAUCUCAGGUUAUUUCGAAUGUUUUAAAUUAUUAUGAUUAUCAUUUUAUAUCUCAUUAUUAUUACAAUGGACACAUUCUGAAUAUGCUUGAUUAUACACAAGAAGAAUGCUGGUCAUCGAUAUUAACACCAUCAUCAUCAAGAAUACAUUUAUCUAUCAGUGGUCAAUUACAAUCUUAUUGUGAUUUAAUAUAUCAUCAUGAAUUAUAUGUUGAACAUUUUACAUCAAUAACAACACAUUAUCAAUUAUUAUUAUUAUUUUUUAUUUGA